Molecule: messenger RNA, 1718 nt
Organism: Copidosoma floridanum
Lineage: Eukaryota; Metazoa; Arthropoda; Insecta; Hymenoptera; Encyrtidae
Gene: Coq2
Product: ubiquinone biosynthesis protein COQ2, mitochondrial
Biological process (GO): ubiquinone biosynthetic process
Cellular component (GO): mitochondrial inner membrane
Molecular function (GO): 4-hydroxybenzoate polyprenyltransferase activity
Source: RefSeq, a predicted model, not a curated record
AUCAAUCAGCAAAAAUAAUUUUACUGCAACUAGUUAACUCGUAGAUGCCAUAUUUGAGAAUUUUCUUGCCUCUUCAAGAAAUAAAUUACAAGUAUUAUGACAACGAAGGAGUUGGGAUUUUGGAUCGAUUCAAACGUUUCUGUAAGCUUUAUCGGUUUAUGUAAUAAGAGGUAAAACAUUGCGAAUUUCGAGAUAGCAAUCAAUAAAAUGAUAAUAUCCUGAUGCUAAAAAAUCAACGUUGUCGAGUCACAUAUGUUUCUGUGAACGUCUGAUAAAUGAGAUUUGAUAUUAUUCUUCAAAAAUAUUACUUGUGAUUUGUGAUAUGAUUGUCGCUGCGCUAAGGUAAAAUAUGAUUCCCAUGAGAGGAUGUUGGCAAAUAAAGUGUAUUGCACGAAUAACAAAGUCACUCAAUCACAGUUUAAGAAGUUGUGGAAAAGAUGAUGCCUACACUUACAAUAAGAUACAUACAUCUUCUGUUUGUAAUAUCAUAAGCCGCCAGGAUCAUAAAAAUGAGCAAUGGAAAUCAAAGCAUCGACAAAAAGAAGUAUUACUGGUAGAUUUUCACAGAAAAACAGGUGUGUUUUAUCAAGUUAAUAAAAAUUCUAGUAUAGCAGCAAAAAUCGUUGAAAAUUCUCCUUCCAAGGUCAAGCCAUACAUGAGACUUAUGAGAAUAGAUAGGCCCAUUGGGUCUUGGUUGUUGUUUUGGCCAUGUGGCUGGAGCAUAGCCAUGGCUGCUCCUGCUGGAGCACUUCCAGAUCUCGGUAUGCUGGCACUUUUUGGGAUUGGAGCUUUCAUAAUGAGAGGAGCUGGCUGCACAAUUAAUGACAUGUGGGAUAAGGACAUUGAUGGAAAAGUAUCAAGAACAAGGGAUAGGCCUUUAGUAACAGGAGAAAUUACAGAGAAGCAAGCAUUAGCUUUUCUUGGUGGUCAGUUGAGUCUAGGACUUUUAGUUCUCUUACAGCUCAACUGGUAUAGCAUAUUUCUUGGUGCUAGUUCCUUAGGCUUAGUUAUUGUUUAUCCGUUAAUGAAAAGAAUAACUUACUGGCCUCAAUUUAUUUUGGGAAUGACUUUUAACUGGGGAGCUCUGUUAGGUUGGUCUGCAAUUCAGGGUUCUUGUGAUUGGUCCGUUUGCUUGCCUCUUUAUGCAGCUGGUAUUUGCUGGACCAUUUUGUAUGACACAAUUUAUGCACAUCAAGACAAAGCUGAUGAUAUUUUACUGGGUAUAAAGUCUACUGCACUAAAAUUCGGGGAUAAGACAAAGCUUUACCUUACAGGCUUCAGCUCUAGCAUGAUUGCGAGCUUGCUUGUGUCAGGCUUUUGUGCUGGUCAAACUUUACCAUAUUAUUUAUCUGUGGGACUUGUUGGUACUCAUUUACUUUACCAGCUUGAUUCACUGGAUAUCAAUGAUCCCAAAAAUUGUGCCAAAAAUUUCAUUUCUAAUCACACAGUAGGGAUGAUACUAUUUGCUGGUAUAAUCUUGGGAACCUUAGUCAAAGAAUCGAAAACCAACAAAUUAUUAGAAGGAGACAAACUUAAAGCUAUUGAAACAAAUAAUGUUUUGCCUAAAGAUUGUGGUCAGAAUGCGAUAAUGCACAGAAGCCAUUGUAAAUAUAUAUUUUUAAGAUGAAGUCGAAUAAAUAAACCAAAGCAAAUUUCUUUGCGGUGCAAAGUGUAAAAUAAAAUAAAUUCUAUGUAAUUAAAACGAUUUAUUAUGAAAA